AUGAGGGUAAUUGUGAUCUUUGCACUCGUCGGCUUGGCUUUGGCUGCAGUCCACGAGCACAAACUUUCAUGGCGUCCGUCGAAGAAGAUCGAAAUGAUCCGUCGCGGAGAAUACGCAGCCUAUCUGGAGUAUAAAAACAAGCUGCGAGCAGCUCAUCCCGAGCUUGCCAGUCUUUCUGAAAACGUUGGUGGAUAAUCUACGCUCAUUUCUUUUCUUUUUUCUCGUUAACAGGUCAAUGAUUUCGGCGAUUUCGAGUAUCUCGGAAAUAUUACACUCGGAACGCCAGACCAAAACUUCAUUGUUGUUCUUGAUACUGGGUCUGCUAACCUGUGGGUGCCAGCUACUAACUGCAACGGGUAAUUCAAUUUUUUGGAAAGUCUGGAUUCAUCAAUUUAUUCAAGAAAACCUUGCAAAAACAAGCACAAGUUUGAUUCUACCAAAUCGUCGACGUUCAAGAAAAAUGGACGUGACUGGAGCAUCCAGUACGGAAGUGGUGACGCCGGCGGCAUUCUUGGCGAGGACCUUCUCAAAGUUGAUCAAUUUGGACUUGUGAAAAUAAUAAAAAAUGUUUCAGUUUGGUCAAACGGGCCAACAGCAGCUCGCUGUACCGAAAACGACCUUCGGCCUUGCUACCCACAUCUCCAGCGACUUUACCCAAGACGCUACCGACGGAAUCCUCGGUCUGGCCUUCACCUCCUUGGCAGUUGACGGUGUCGUUCCUCCUCUCAUCAACGCCAUCAACCAAGGCCUUCUCGACCAGCCUCUCUUCACUGUCUGGCUUGAGCACAGAGGCUCCCUCAACAACGUCGGCGGCGGUGUCUUCACUUAUGGAGCCGUCGACACCACCAACUGCGGUCCUCUCAUCGCUUAUCAGAAACUAUCAUCUGCAACUUAUUUCCAAUUCAAAGUGAGGUAUAGUCGGUACCUUCCGACCUAAAAAAAGGCCUUAGCGCCAAAUCUAUGAUUCCUAGUAAAAGUCAAGGAUUUGAAAAAAGUUAGUAGCGACAAAGAAGAGCUUGCGAGCGAGUCGCCAUUUGAGAGAAAAAAUCAGUUAGGAAUGCUUCGGAAAAAUUAUUUAUAUUUUUCGGAGCCGAGAUGAAUACAACUACCAAAUUCGUUAUUCAAGUGUUUUUUUCAAGUGGUUCACUUUCAAAAAAAUGCUUUUAAUAAACAUCAGACGAAUAUUCUUCCUGAUUUUUAAAAUGAUCCAAAACAUCGAGUACGAAAAUCGUACAAAAAGCCAUAGAUAUUCGUAUUCAAUAUGUUUUUAUUUCACAAUUUUUCCUACAGUUUUUCUAUAAUUUUUCCUAUUUGAUCAGAAGGACUAUGAACUUUUAGGCAAGCCACUUCACUCUCGGGAGUUACCAAAACACGAAGAGCUACGAAGUCAUCUCUGACACUGGAACAUCGUUCCUUGGAGGCCCCGAAAAUGUGAUAUCCGGACUUGCAAAAGCUGCCGGCGCCAAAGUUGUCUUCUAACACUGUCUCUGUUUUAAUUUUUCAAUUUUAGUGGCACGCUUCGGAGGAGGUCUACUAUAUUCCAUGCAACGCGAAUCCUGGACCGCUCAACAUCACCAUCGGAUCCAACCUCUACAGCAUCCAGCCUGUUAACUACAUCGUUGAUGUGAGUCCAUCCUUUCUGGAUGAUACAAAUAAACUCCCUUCCUGCAGACCGGCAACAAUCAAUGUCUCUUCGGAGCUUUCCCCUUCGACUUCGGAGGCUUUGGACCAUCGUGGAUCCUCGGAGAUCCAUUCAUCCGCCAGUACUGCAACAUUUACGACCUCGGAAACAAGCAGAUCGGAUUCGCUCCAUCGCUCCAGAAAUAG
Caenorhabditis auriculariae is the source of this 1827-nucleotide messenger RNA. NCBI's taxonomy places the organism in Eukaryota, Metazoa, Nematoda, Chromadorea, Rhabditida, Rhabditidae. The record is from the annotation of a GenBank genome assembly.